This is a messenger RNA of Anopheles stephensi (Asian malaria mosquito), 525 nucleotides long. It is a transcript of the gene Mkp, whose product is annotated as dual specificity protein phosphatase 19. The record is from RefSeq and is a predicted model, not a curated record. NCBI's taxonomy places the organism in Eukaryota, Metazoa, Arthropoda, Insecta, Diptera, Culicidae. Gene Ontology annotation, molecular function: JUN kinase phosphatase activity. Gene Ontology annotation, biological process: regulation of MAP kinase activity; protein dephosphorylation. The coding region runs from base 1 to 525 and encodes 174 amino acids. The transcript has a single exon. Gene Ontology annotation, cellular component: cytoplasm.
AUGGACGGUAGCCGCAAAAUUUUCCGUAACAACAUCGAGUUCGAUGCACCACCACGGUUGGGUUUCAUCGUAGACAACAGCCCCGAUCAGGUGCCGGCUUGCAUUGUGUCCCAAUUGCUCUAUCUCGGCUCACAGGAUUGCGUGCGGGAUGAAGUGCUGGAGAAGUACGGCAUUACGCAUGUGCUCAGCGUUGGCAUCGAAACACCACCGAUCGUGCAGUACGACUGCGAUGGCCAGCGUAUUGUAGAGACGAUGUUUGUCGAAUGUUUGGACAUACCGGAGACUAACCUGGCGGAGGUGCUGGUAAAAACGAACGCUUUCAUCGACGAGUGCCGAGCGCGCGGUGGGCGUGUGUUGGUCCAUUGCAAUGCGGGAGUAUCGAGGUCGACGGCGGUAGUGACGGGUUAUCUGAUGCAGCGAUGCGAUCUAUCCUUCAUGCAAGCGUUCGGGAUGAUCAAAAGCAAGAGACCAUGCGUGCAACCGAAUGCUGGUUUUAUUAAACAACUCAAGCAAUUGCAAUCGUAG